CAAAAGAAUGUUUACAUUCUCAACAUGUCUUCAUUUAUCUAUUUUCACAACAAAACAAAAAGCGAUUGGAACAAAAGUUUCCUGCAAUAAACGUAGAAGUUGAACGAGAACAGUUGCAGCUUGGUUGUAGUUCAUUUGUAGUCAGGACUGUAGUAUCCUUAGAAGAUGGAGCACACGGAAAUCAAGGAAGAAGAAACAUUUUCCAUCAGUUCCAGUAACAUCUGCCGUAUUUGUCUGAUUGAGGGAUCAACAUACUUCAACGUAUUCGCUGAAGACUACACCGGUCCGGAGAUCAUUGACACCGUAAGAAAUCUCAUUGGGAUUAGCAUCUCACCUCUUGACAACUGGCCAAAGAAUUUCUGCAUCAGCUGCAUAGAGACUAUCCAGAAGUUCCAGUCACUACUAACUAAAGUCCAGCAAAAUGAAGGUCGUUUAAUUGAUGCUUUUGGUGCGUAUCAGUUGCAUGAUGAUGAGCAGAAGUCUGAUAUCACCUUCACUGCCAUCCCAACUAAUCCGGAAUUCAUUUCAACGGAAGUUAAGGAAGAAUGUUCACCAAUAGAUCCAAUAGAAGGAGGCUUCAGUGAUACGUGUGAAGAUACGUUGGAUGUUAAGGAUGAUCCACCUGUUGCUAAGCCCAAGAAACGAGGAAGGAAACCACGGAAGCUCCUCGAAAACCCUUCAAAUGUACCUGCAAAGAAGACUGAGAAAGUCAAACAACCAACAGAUAAGGCUACUGAUGAUAGGAUCAGUGCAGCUGUUCAGGAAUUCUACAAAAUGGACUGUAUCCUGUGCAAUAUCCCCUUUCCAACUUUCGCAGAUGUUCAAGCUCACUUCCGCAAUGAGCAUAACGGUCGUGGGUACAUUGUGUGCUGUGGUAAGAAGCUAAAUUCCCCCAAGAAGCUCCAGGAUCACAUGAAUAAUCACAUAAACCCAGUCAGGCAUCAAUGCAGCGAAUGCUUAAAGUUCUACAAGACUGAAUAUAGCUUAAUAACGCAUAAAAGGUUGCAGCAUACGCCCAUUGAGGAGCGUCAAUACUGCUGCGAUAAAUGCCCCAAACGUUUUGCCCUCGUUGGAGCUCUCACGGCCCACAUGCUCGUCCACAUUGCCCCAGAACAGAAGAAGCAUAUUUGCGAAACAUGCGGACAAGCAUUUGCCCUAAAAACCAUCCUUGUGCAGCAUGUACGUCGUGUGCAUGAGAAUGCUUGCGUGUCCGUUUGCGAUAUUUGCGCCAAAGUUUUUCGCACAAAGAGUCUCUUCGAGAAGCACGUACUGGAGCAUAGUACAAUGAUAAAGCCCACAAUCCCAUGUACAGUGUGUGGGAAAAUGUUUAAACAUCGUAUAGCCAUGAGGAAGCAUAUGCGUCGUCAUAAUACAUCAGGCUCCUUAGCGUGUUCCUUCUGCACCCAUGUAUCGGCAAAUCAACAAGCACUGAGUGAGCAUAUAAAGUACAAUCAUACAAAACGGAAAACAUUCCAAUGUAGCUUGUGUGAAGGAAUUUUCCGCAGUCGGGUGUCCCUGAAGGAGCAUAUGGCCUCCCACACUGGGCAAGUACUCUAUGAAUGUCGCUACUGCUCUAAGCAAUUCAACAGCAAUGCCAACUACUUCCGGCACAUAAAGGUGUCGCAUCCGGUUGAGUGGGAGGCGGAAAAGCAGAAGAAAAUGGCAAAAGAUGUUUUUGUUAAGCCUGAAACAAAGUCAGAAUAAAUCUUUAAG
Messenger RNA from Lutzomyia longipalpis, 1713 nucleotides. RefSeq names its product transcription factor grauzone-like. Lineage: Eukaryota; Metazoa; Arthropoda; Insecta; Diptera; Psychodidae. Gene Ontology annotation, biological process: regulation of transcription by RNA polymerase II. The record is from RefSeq and is a predicted model, not a curated record. The transcript has a single exon. The coding region runs from base 166 to 1704 and encodes 512 amino acids. Gene Ontology annotation, cellular component: nucleus; chromosome. Gene Ontology annotation, molecular function: zinc ion binding; chromatin insulator sequence binding.